Sclerotinia trifoliorum is the source of this 1918-nucleotide messenger RNA. Lineage: Eukaryota; Fungi; Ascomycota; Leotiomycetes; Helotiales; Sclerotiniaceae. The record is from the annotation of a GenBank genome assembly.
CUGCUUACUGACCACAUAUGUUAAAGUCUAAACUUUUAAAGGAGGCAUAGUUUAUGUAGGUACCUUCGCAUGCCCUUCCUUUCUACUCUGGCCAGUAGUUCUUUUCAUGUCUUAUCGGAAAUUUUGAAUUAUGGAAGUCCCUACAGAAUCCGCUUAUAUUAUUGUCGGUGGCGGUCUUACCGGCUGUGCACUUGCAGGUCGCCUCGCAGAGCGUCUAGGUCCGUCUUCCUCCAUCCUUAUUCUCGAAGCUGGUGUUGAUUUUACCUCAAACCGAAACUCGACGAGUCUAGGAGGAGGGUUCACCCUUCCCGGGUCUGAACUCGACUGGGCUUAUAAGACAGCGCCUAAUCCUGCCCUCGACAACCGUGUUAUCACGCUUGUUGCAGGGAAAACUCUAGGUGGUGGAAGCGUGCUAAAUUAUGGCGGGUGGGCUCGCGGUGACAAAAGGGACUAUAAUGCUUGGGCUCGCAUUGUAGAUGAUAAUCGCGGGAGUUACAAGGGUCUUUUGCCAUAUUUCAAGAGGAGCGAGUCAGUCCAUGAUGCAGCAGCAAACCCAGAUCAAUACGGUUCCCAUGGUCCCAUGAAGGUGACUAGCAUUAGUGCAAGUGAUCCGAAAAGAAGAUAUCCGCUACGUGAGCCUAUUCUAAAAGCCGUGGGUACUAUUCAAUCUCGAUCAUAUAUCCCAAGAUAUCAAUGGAGAAUGUCUAGUUCCGUCGUUCACACCAUCUCCACUUCCGGAAUUGGCUACUUGUCGCCUAUUUGCCUCGGAAUGGAUCAACAGUAGAAAGUUACUGACACCCAGAUAUUUUAGUGGGCCGAAAUUGGGGUAGAGAAGAUUCCAACAAACACUAGCAAACUUGAUGGCUUAUCAGAAUUCCUGGAAAAUUUCGACGACGGUAUUCGCCAGCCGUCCCAUUUUGGCCUUCGACCUACCUGGUGUUCGUAUCAUUACUGAAAGUAUUGUACAUCGCAUAUUAUUCGAACAGACUCCAGACCAAAAUCCACGAGCCACAACUGUAGUGCUUGCGGAUGGUCGUCAUAUCAAAGCUCGUAAAGAGAUCAUAAUUUCUGCCGGUGCCGUAGGUUCACCACAGUUGCUACAGCUUCCCGAAGUAGGACCAGCUUCAGCGCUUAACCAUCAUUCUAUUCCAGUUGUUUUUGACUUGCCAGCUGUUGGUCAAAACCUCUUUGAGCACUUUGCAUCCUUCCAAAUUAUUAAGCUGCGCAACCCGGUGUGUGGACUCUCUCUUGGAAAUCCCAGUCUUUCGGAUCCAGCUUUUUUCAAGGGAAUGCCUGUCGAUUGGGGCGUCAAUGAAGCUUUACCCGCCGAGAUGCUCCAAAAGGCUCUUGCUGAUGAUGGGGAUCUGUCAGACGUGGAGAGACUGGGCGAAAUCGGUCGGAACCAUGUCGAAACUAUGAUAUUGUACAACCCACUUGCACCCGACGUAACUGUUUAUGGUAGUUUCGUUGGCACCUCGGUGAUGCUCCCUCUGCCAAAAUCUCGAGGCUCACUUGAACUGGCGUCUGCUUCACCCAAUGGCCCUCCUGUAAUUGCAGGGAAUUGCUUUUCCACGGCAACAGAUUGUGCGGUAAUAGUCUAUGGAGCUCGUCGACUACUGCAGUGUCUUACUGGCACUGAAAUUGGUAAAGAGUUUGUAGAAACUGAGGUUGGUCCUGGCCAAGGACUAGAACCCUUGACUGUGGAAAUUAGCGAUAAAGAUAUUGAAGACCGGGUUCGUAUCGUUGGUAAUCCACAUUUCUACAUCGCUGGAACUUGUGCAAUUGGAAAGGUGCUGGAUACCAAUUUACGCGUGAAGGGCAUUCAAGGACUGAGAGUCGUGGAUGCAAGCAUAUCCCGGCACCACUAGGAGGACACCCUCAAGCUUCAUUAUACGCGAUUGCGGAUCUGGCAGUAGAG